Messenger RNA from Pomacea canaliculata, 2572 nucleotides. RefSeq lists its product as uncharacterized. The coding region runs from base 298 to 1269 and encodes 323 amino acids. NCBI's taxonomy places the organism in Eukaryota, Metazoa, Mollusca, Gastropoda, Architaenioglossa, Ampullariidae. The record is from RefSeq and is a predicted model, not a curated record. The transcript is spliced from 7 exons.
UAGCUAAAGCUGUUUCGUGGUUUUUGAAAAUGUAUCGAUGCACCUAGAAACAUCUGGACCUGCCAGGCGUUACAUUGUCUGUCCAUUUGAACCUGGGUGCUUUUUGCACGGUAAAGGAACAAACAGGAAUGAGCGUUGUAAACAGAGCAAUGUUACUGCCGUUCGUUGCAAGUUUCUAGCCCUCGAUGAGAGAUAACGGAAAUUACUGAGCUCACCGGUCGUGAGACACCUGAGACCCAAGUGAGACACCUGAAUUUUGAUCUACGUGAACGGACCGAAUCUAACCACAACUUCAAGAUGAUGGAAGACCACUGUGUGGGGCUAGUGGCCAUGUCCAUUGUCAGUAUCAUCACCUUCUUCAUCGGACUCGUUGUCAACUGCUCCAGAAUAGCUGUCCAGUUCUCCGCUGUGGAACUCAUCCCUCAACUAUUCGAGGAGACCGAAGCCAACGCGACGACAAAUUACAAACUUCCUGUGACAACUGAGCUUUGGACAGAAGCUAUGUGGAUUGUUGUUUACAUCUGUCAGAUCUUCUGGCUGGUGUAUGCACUAACUGCGAUCUGUAGACAGACGCCGUCAGGACCAGUCUACAACCACCCCAAGCUACUUCCGGUCACAGUUCACAUCUUUUUCGUCAUUGCUGUUAUCCAACAGACAGCCUGGCUGAUUCUUUACCACCGGAACUUUCUGGCGCUUAGCCUCCUCGUGAUUGUCCUCUCUGCCGCCUGCUCGCUUAUCUCCCUUAGCGAGGCACUUCGCCAGUUCGACAUCAAGCUCAGCGGACUUGUUCAGGAAUUUCGAAACUUUGACAUUUGGGCAGUGCGAAUUUUCGCCCACAACGCCCUCGCUCUCCUGACCGUGUGGUUGACCUUGAAUGCGACCCUUAACCUCGUGCUCGCUUUGGUCUACUACAUGGACUCGAAGACAUCCGGAAACGCACUAGCAGUCACGCAGCUUUCCAUCCUUGCCUUCGUCAUCGUCACCUACACUGCUUUUGACAUCUUCGCUCUGGAUCGGUGGACUCGGUACGUUCUGACGCCGUACCUGGCCAUUAUCAUCUUUCUGGCGGGAUUACUGCACAAAGACUGGCCCUCGCUGUACGAUCCGAUCUUCCUCUUCCUCGCCGUUCUUCAGAGCCUGAGCUUUUUGUUCAUCCUCGUCAAGGUCGUCGUUAUGAGCUUCAGGCACACCUUCAUGUUCCAUGCAGGCGACUCGGGGAAUCUGCGACCUCUCUUACUACCAGAGGAGAGGAAAUAUGCUUACCCUUGAGAAACAUGAAAAUGGUCCUAGAAAUCAGUCUCUACUGUUCAGUUCACAAUCAAGACGGGUCGCCACUUUGAAGACGAUCAUUAACAAACAAGAUGCACAGUCCAGUCUGUAAGAGAGACGAUGACUGUUGUAGCAGUUCUGCAGAACACGUCAGUUAUGGUCAUGAGGACAUCUGACUGGUCAAGCCAUUCCCCCACCAAUUAUUUUUUAUUUCGCAGCCCGUGCAUUCAACAAUUUUGUUUUUUUUUAAUUUAUAAUUGCUGAGGGAAAGGAUGAUGAUAUCUAGAUUAUCUUUCCCAAGGUGUUAUCAACCAUAUUCUGUUUGCUUUCUCACUAAUACAAGCUAACAUGAAGUAGUUGGAAGUAUAGCCGUGCUGUCAUCGCGUCUUUAUUGAAUCCUUACCAUCGUCAUUUCUUCUCUCUGUUCUCUCGCGCGAGUGCAUUUGAUGCAAAUUUAAUACAGCACAAACUGUAAGCGCUCAUACAAUUUUAGUGAAGUAUUCUGUUUGAAAGGAUUUGUCACCACAUUUAGCGUUUCCCGUGUUCGCAGCUCAACAUCAAGCAGGCAAUGGCUAAAUGAGGAGCAAUUUUAUUUUUCUAAUAAUCUGACAAAGCAAAGUGCAAGAUAUUAUUUCCCUGAAUCUGGGAUAAGCAUUUAAAUAUCGCCAUGCAAAGAAAGAGGUCAAAAUUGUGACAUACUUAAUUAAUAUAUAUUCCCACCUCUCCCAUUGACUGAGGCUGACACAAGGUAUACUAUCUUGAUGUCUGCGUUGUUGAACUCUAUGUAUCGUGAUAUUUGAAGGCAUGCAUUUCGAAAUGAAGGGAGGUAUUCACCAGCUUUGGAGAUAAAGUAUCCUGCACUGAGCUUUACCCAAUCAUUACAAGAAAACUUGCAUCCCUCUAGUCCUUUAACAAUGCCUUCCAUUUCUUCUACAGGCACACACAUGUGGAAUUAAUAGUUAAUUUCAACAAUCUAUAAACAUAUAAUUGAGAAUGAAAAAUAAAAUCCAGAAGUCUACUGCUAAAAUCUUUGAAAAGACGACACCAAAACAUUUCCAUAUUUCCACUUGAAAUGUCACAGCAGUUACAAAGAACAAAAUCUCAGUACUCUGAGGCAUCUGAUACACGAUUCAUUUAGUUUGAAUAACUCAACACAUACCCAUUCAACAUCACUAGCUUCGAUAAACUAUCAUUGAAGUAAAUGAUGUAAGUACCUUUGUUAAAGUCAAUUUUGCAUGUACAUUGUUUUCUUUCUGAAAACGAUAUGGCACCUCAGAAACAGGAGAUAAACCCCAUAGGAUAA